AUGGCGGCCGUGCAGCGCGACUUGCGGCGCGUUCGACGCGGGAACAGGCGGCUGCAGAGCGGCGACGAUGACGAGGAGGUCGUGUUCGGACUCGUCGGAAACGCGGACCCGCAGAUAGCAGGGCUGUACUUCGCGUCGGUGGCGUUGGGGUCGCCGCCGCAGCUGUUCAACGUGCAGGUGGAUACGGGCAGCGACCUGCUGUGGGUCGCGUGUCAGCCGUGCCUCAAAUGCGCCACGCGCUCGCAAGUCGCGCCGUUGAACCCGCCGUUCAACGCGUCGCAGUCCUCCUCCAAUCACCUCCUCCCGUGCGCGACGCGCGAAUGCCCGCGCUAUCACCUCUCCGACAACGUCCUGCGCGGCUGCCCGUCGCCCGCCGUCGCGGCGGCGGCCGCCGUGCCGGCCGCCACGUGCCUGUACAUGCUGCGCUACGCGGACGGCAGCGCGUCUGUAGGCAUGCUCAUGCGUGACGUGCUGCACCUGCCGUGGACCCCCAGCGAGCAACCCGUGCCAGGGGGAGAAGGAGGAGUGGCUGGGGUGGCGAGGACGAGUGGUAACCAGGUACCUGGCGAGAACGGCGAGAGUGGUAACACCGGCGAGCUCAACAUCGUGGAGCCGCGGAGGAUUGGCCAGGAAGUAGCGGCUCAAAGCGCGGCCCCCUCGAGAGGUAGCGGCGGGGCUGCUAAUAACGAGGAUGAAGCGCAGGGAAGCAGCGGGCCUGCUAAUAGCGGAGCUGAAACUCAGGGAAGCAGUGCGAAUGCGUCAGCAAGCGGCACCAAGUACCGGCCGGUCGUGACGUUCGGGUGCGGUUUCAACCAGUCCGGCAAUCUUUUAGACGGCCCGCUGACGGUCGACGGCGUGAUGGGGCUGGGCCGCGGCGCGUCGUCGCUGCUGGCGCAGCUCGGCGCGCAGCACGCGCUGCCGCACGCGUUCGCGCACUGCCUGGGCGGGCCGGAGGGCGGCGGCGCGCUGUUCCUGGGGCGCGUGUCGUCCGCGGGCGCGCUGAGCGGCGUGCGCGGCGUGUGGCAGCAGACGGCGCUAUGGGACAAACCCGACAGGUAUGCUCCUCGCGCUGACGGCCGUGCCGGCCGAGCGGGGCGUGAGGUGGGUGGGAGACUGGGGGCCGUGCGGAGCGUGCGGGGCGUGCAGGGCGUGGGAGGGGUGAGGGGCGGCACGUCGCUCACGUACCUGCCCGACCCGCUCUACCAGACGCUCACUGCUGCUCUGGUGCAAGCCAUCGACUUGCCGCUACUCGCCUUCGCGCAAACAGAGGGCCACUUCUGCUACAACCUGGGCGACGGCAGGCUCCCCUGGCCGCGCGCGCGCUACCUCUUCCCGGACCUGACUCUCACGUUCGGCACCGGGGCUCGCAUGGUGCUGCCGCCCGAAAACUACAUUCUGCUGCUCGCCACCACUGCUGGCUUCGAGGUGCCGUGCAUUGCGUGGCAGAGCGCUGGCCCGGACUCCUCCCUUGCUGUGCUGGGCGGUGAGUUCAAGUUGCCGCGUCACACGCGUUCCCGGAACAUGAUGGCGGUGAGGUUUCGAGCCCGCCUAUGGCGCAGACGCGGUAGCGGCGAGAGAAACUCCGGAGACUCCUCCGCGGAUACUCUCGCGCCCGCGAGAGCCGCCAGACUAAUAGGCGGCGAAGCAGACACGAAGCUUCGCGACGAGAAGUCCGCGGCGCGGGUGCGGUCGCUGCGCCUGUGGGGGCUGGUGCUGCUCGCGGGAGUCACCAUCGGCGCGCUUUCAUGGCUGCUCGCAACCGCCAUUGUCGAAUUCUUCGAAGUCCUCUACGCUCUCAACGACACGCUCUUAGGCGCUCACGCCGCGUCGAUCACGGCGCGCGUUCCGUUCUCCCGCGUGUUCGUCGCGUCGCUCCUCAUGGCGCUCAUCCAAGCCGCGCUCGUCGGCCUGGCGGCCGUUCUGACGGUCAACGUCGCGCCGCUCGCCAACGGCUCGGGCGUCCCCGAGAUAAAGGGAUUCCUUAACGGGAACAGCAUUCCGGGGUUCUUCGAACUGCGUACAACGGUCGUGAAGUAUCUCGUCCUCCUCGUCGAGGCCAUGGCCGGUAUAGUCACAUACGAAGCCUUCCUUUUAUUCGUCCUAAACCCGGUUACCAUCUCCUGGACGGCCAAGGAUGUAGGCCCGUUCCUUCUCAUGGGCGUGCUAGGAGGGCUACUCAGUCGACUCUACACUGAACUAUCUCUCAAGGUGCUGAGAGCGAGACGGACUGAGAUGUGGAGGCGGCGCAAGUCGGUGAAGAUUGUAGAUGCUGCUGUGAGCGCGCUGGUGGUGUCGCUGCUGUUCCAUCUCCUCCCGGCUAUGUCCCCCUGCAUCUCCCUCCCUCCUCCCAGCGCCUCCGCGCCUGCUGCUCCCCCCGCGUCUCACUCCAGUGCUGCGUCCACUGCCCACGUGUCGUUUUCAACAACUGCAUCUGCCACGCCGGUGAAGCCGAGAGCUUUUGCAUCACUGGGAGUGUUGGUCCCUCGGUACGACUGCCCUGCAGGCCACUACAACGAACUCGCCACCCUUCUCCUGCGCGGCGAGGAGGGCGCCGUGAAGCACCUAAUGGGCGACACAGAAGGCACCGCCACCACCCGAGUCUUCCCAGCAUCCGUGGUGGCUGUGUUUCUCAUCGCCUACUCCCUCCUAGCGGCGUCCAUAUCGGGCCUGGCGGUGCCGAGUGGGCAGUUCAUCCCGCAGCUGCUGUACGGGGCGGCGCUGGGCCGGCUGUACGGCAUGGCGCUGCAUGCUGCGCUGCCGGAGCAGUUCGCGCAGCCCAGCAUCUAUGCGCACGUGGGGUCUGCCGCGUGCCUGGCGGGGUAUACGCACCUCACAAUCUCCCUUGCUGUGAUGCUGAUGGAGGCAUCAGGAGACAUCAGCCUACUGCUUCCCAUCCUCUGUGGCAUAGGCGUGGCCAAGGCAGUCGCACAGUUGCUGGGGCGCAGCUAUGACGAGGUGCUCCUAUCAAUCAAGAAGAUUCCUUUCCUGCAGGACAAGCCCCACGCGCGCCAUAAGGGCCUGCUAGCGCGGCACCUCAUGGACCGCCACGUGGCACAGCUGAGGGAGAUGGAGACGCCGUCGCUCGUGCGGGCGGCGCUGAUGGGGUGCUUGUCGCCGGCGCUGAUGGUGGUGGAUGCGGAGGGCGGGCUCAAAGGGGUGGGCCGCGGCUGA
This is a messenger RNA of Closterium sp. Yama58-4, 3171 nucleotides long. The record is from the annotation of a GenBank genome assembly. Lineage: Eukaryota; Viridiplantae; Streptophyta; Zygnematophyceae; Desmidiales; Closteriaceae.